This is a messenger RNA of Lacerta agilis (Sand lizard), 939 nucleotides long. Its product is annotated as collagen alpha-1(XV) chain-like. Bases 85 to 939 code for a protein of 284 amino acids. The record is from RefSeq and is a predicted model, not a curated record. Lineage: Eukaryota; Metazoa; Chordata; Lepidosauria; Squamata; Lacertidae. The transcript is spliced from 3 exons.
AGCAGCAGCAGCAGCAGCCUCUCUCUGCCCCAACCCCAUGCAAGCAGCUGGACCUGUCUUUUGCUGAAGACUGGCUUUUACAAAAUGCUUCCCAGUCAUUCCCGGGUGCCCUGGAAUUUGCUCCUGCUGCUUUUGGGUUCAUUGCUCCCUGCUGGUCUACCCGCUCAGGUCAUAGAAGAAAGAGGGUCAAAGGAGCACCUUGAUCUCACCGAACUAAUAGGAGUCCCACUGCCACCUUCUGUCUCCUUCAUUACCGGUUAUGGAGGGUUUCCAGCAUACAGUUUUGGACCAGAGGCAAACAUUGGCCGCCUGACAAGGACUCUGAUACCUCAACCGUUCUACAGAGAUUUUGCUAUCGCCGUCACCGUCAAACCAAACAGCGACCGUGGAGGUGUCUUGUUCGCUGUAACGGAUGCCUUCCAGAAGACAAUUUACCUGGGAGCCAGACUAUCGCCUGUGGAUGACAGCACUCAGAGAAUAAUUAUGUACUACACUGAACCAGGUUCUCACAUAUCCCGAGAAGCUGCUUCGUUUAAAGUCCCAGUGAUGACCAACAAAUGGAACCGCUUUACAAUAGCCGUACAGGGCAAUGACAUUACAUUGUUUAUGGACUGCGAGGAAUAUCACAGGGUGCAGUUUCAGAGAUCAGACCAGCCCCUGCUCUUUGAAUCGAGCUCAGGAAUAUUUGUUGGCAACGCUGGAGCGACGGGACUGGAAAGAUUCACUGUAAGUACACCAUGUAGUAAAUGCGUGGAUUAUUCUGCAGCUAGUCUAUCACAGCGGUUCUGCAGGAGAGAGGUUUGGUCCGUGGCUUUCGGGGCCAGCCCAAGACAUGCCCAAGGGAAAGGGCAAGAUGGCAGCACCGCCACCCCAUUCCACAUACAGAAGCUGACUGUACUGGCACUGGUAUUGGGACAGCUUCAUCCGCUGCACCAAUAG